Molecule: messenger RNA, 878 nt
Organism: Tigriopus californicus
Lineage: Eukaryota; Metazoa; Arthropoda; Copepoda; Harpacticoida; Harpacticidae
Exons: 5
Coding region: 294-656 (120 amino acids)
Source: RefSeq, a predicted model, not a curated record
CGAGACAAUCGAGAGCUCCGUGUAUUGUACCGCGAAUCCAUUCCAUUUUCUCUCUGUCUUGUUCAAUCGUCGAUCCAGCUCCGUAGUCUGUGGACCUUCCUACUACUUGUAUUGCAGUCAGUCAGACAGUCAGAUAGUGAACAUUUGGUUUGUGCCCAAGUUCGAAACUCUUCUGUUCUCAUCACAAAGACAUUCAUCGUCAGUCCCAUCAUAAGCGUAAUCACUCAAGUUGAGAGUUAUUUGCAACCAAACCCACCAAACAUCAUCUCAUUGCCAACCAUCUAAUAUCCAUAAUGUCGAACCAAGACAAAGACAGUGGGCCCCUUCAACGCCCCAGUGCCCAAGAUUACGCCGACAUCAAUGCCCAAGCCGGGCCCCAUGUCUCUUUUCAAGAGCAUAUGAUGAACAAUCCCUUUCCGGUUAUUGGCAGUUUGGGCGGCAUCGGUGUAUUGGCCUACAUGAUCCGUGGUUUCCGCCACCGUGAGAAGAAUAUGCCCAUUUCCAUGUAUCUUAUUCACACUCGUCUGGGAGUCCAGUUGACCGUGGUCGGUGUCUUGACUUUGGGGAUGACCGGUCAUUUGUGGACGGACAAAAUCUCGCCGUGGCUGGAACACCGACGGCAGUCGGAGGCUGCCGCUGCAGACUCCAAGAAGUGAGCGAUCUGCCUCUGUAAGCGUUAAUUAGUGGAACCGCCCCCACCCUCUUCAAGAACGGUCAAAAUUUGUCAACAGGCACCACACAAAGCAUUGCUCCCUGGACUUCAAAAAGCAACUGGGGGUUCGAUUUCGAAUUAGAAGCUUGUCACUUUCUCGUCGUCUUUUUGGAUGAGUCGUUAGUGGCUCAAAGAAACGAAAUAUAUGCAUCACUGCGAUCAGAAA